AUGGCUGGAAUUAAGCCGAACGUGUACGCCGUGAUAGUGACCUCGGUGGGGUUCCUCUGUCUGGUCAUCAGCGCGACGGCCGUUGGCGUGCCGGUAUGGGCGUACUACGAGGGACAGGAUCGCGGCUAUUUUGGUCCGUGGCAGAAAUGUCAAGUGCUCAGCUACCGGGAACGGUGCGGUGACGUUGGUCGGUUCAAACCGGAAGCGGUGGUAUUUGUGAGCGGAUUGCUGGCCGUCGGAGCAUGCAUCCUGUUUGGCAUCUUCUGCAUCCUGAGCAUCAUCCAGAUCGCCAUGAUUUCGUCUCGGGAUCGUGUCUGCAUGAGCUACAAGGCACUAGUAAUGCUGAAGCUGGUAGCAACGGUGCUCGCCUCCGGGCUGUCGAUAGCGGCCGCGAUCUUGUUUGCACUACAAACCGACGACAACGCCCGAGGUUACCACAUCACCCGGGGCAUCUCCUUCUAUCUGCAGGUUCUCGUGACGGCUUUGUCCCUCGCGUUGCUUGCCCUAGCCGCUUACGAUCGCAUCCUCACGAAACGGCCCGACGGUGAUCCAACGAUGCUGUCGAAUGCCACCUCGAACGGCCGUGGAACAGGUCGCACCGGUUCCACCUACAACAACCCUGGCUUCCGGGAAACGUCACACAAUCCGAACGGAAUAGCAGUGACGGAUUCCUCCGGCCGACCCUACUCUUCCGGAAUGAACGGUAGCAUGCAGUCGGUGAACACCACCGUCACGACCGUCUCAAACGGUUCGACGAUCGGUUCCGGUUCCGUCACGAGGACACCGCUGCGUUCGAGCCUUAAGAAACCACGGCCACCAAACUCGACGACAGACGGGUUGGGCAUUCGCAAUCCGGGCUACUCCGGUGGUAACCAAUCACCCCGGAUGCAGCGAAACGGCAGUGUUAAAAAGGUACGCAUCCAAACGCACAGUACGGACGUUUGAAAGCAGAGAAACAUGUGAGAGAAACGUGCUAGCUGAAGAGUAGCAAUCAAAGGAAGAAAAAAACUACUAACAAACGAUAGAUUUCUGUCUCUCGUACCCAAGCAUAUUCCGUCCAGAAUGUUUGAAAAACAUGCUUAGCGAAUUAGUAGUGUCCUGUUGGUCUCGAGAAGAGCGAGCGUGAAACAGCACCAACGGAUCAAUCGAAUCGUACUGAUUGUAAAUAUAGUAUUUAUGCGAAUGAUUUCGCAGCAAACUAAUGCCUUUCCUCCCCCCCCUCCCCCGCCGUCCUUGUCGCCGUUAAACAAUCCAUAUUAGCGAUAAUCGAGCCGAUAACGGCAAGACAUAUUGGCGCGUAUCAUAAGAGGGGAGGUUAGAAUGCCAUGGAGAUCACGAUCUAAUCAGAGCAGUGGCGAACUUUAUUGUUUCCCCGCCAAGACACACGAUCCCUGUUCUCACCGUCCGUUGACCGAACAGUAUGAGGACCAAAUUUACACAGUUUGCCUUACACUUUUAUUAUCUGUGAGCACUUUUCGAAAAGCAGUCCCUCGAAUAUAUAAGUAUGUAUAUCUUAGCACAGACUCUAUUUCCAUUCGUUGUUAAGAGCAAGUCGUAAUCUCAGCAUUUUGUCUCAUGUUCGUAAGAAGUGUAAUGCCGUUCUGCACCUCGAAGCAUAGCAGUUAGCAGACAAUGAGAGAAAGAUCCUCCUGGAAAUGGUUCGGGACGGACUCACGCGGCGUUAUAUCGGUACAAACACAAUCACUCUACGGCCUUUCUCGUUUGCCGGCACACGCCGUUUUGCCGCUAUAGGCGCACUGCAGAUCUGUAUUACAGUGGUGUGUAUGUUUUAAAACUUUUAUAGAUAUCUAAGGCACAGCUAGGUAAUAAUUAUGGUCUUCCAAGGUUGUUAGUAGAUAGUUCCAUUUAAAGGCACGUCCACACCGCAAACUUCAUUCCGUCCGAAGCGAGAAGAAGGCUCACGUUAAGCUAGCAUAAUUGUAGUGUUUCGCCGCGUUGUUACUACUAGAUUCCAAUUCCAGCAACGCCCAUUCCAAUCAGUUUUUAAAUUCGUAACUUCACCAUCUCAAUCCCCCAACAGGGAGGAAGCGUUUGUGUUAGAGAGUAUAGUCAGUGCGAUGCUGUGUUUCGCAUUGGCUCAAUUUUUUUAUAUUUUUAAGUGCAAAGCAAUAUUAAAAACGCUGUUACUAACGUUGCAUACCAUCGCUCCAUGCAGAGACGCAUUGCAAACGGGUAGGAACGGAACAUACUUUUAAACGAUCAAAAUCAGAUUAAUUAGAUAAAAAAACUCGAUCACAAAACUGAGUUUGAGAGAAGAGGUAGCAAUAAGAGCAUAGCAAAAAAAAUCUUGAAUCUUGGCUUUGAAAAACUGAUGCAAAUCAUGCACAACAAACACGCACUAUCUACUCGUCUAGAACCUUAUUUCCUUCACUUUCUCCAUUUAUACACAAAUGAACGAACGAAUGUAUGUAUGUAUGUGCGUGUGUAUGUGUACUGUGGCUGAUGUACGUGCGAAUGUGAAUAAGCAGAGCUUUUUGUAUCUAAGUUUAUACAAACAAAAUUUAUUUUAUAAAUAAUUUCUCAUCUCUAUCCUCACGCAGUUUUAAAAGGUCUCGUGCCACUUUCUAAACCGAGCGAAGGACAUUCCGUUCUGUGAUUCAUUCAAAAUGAAUUUCUUAAUUGCUGUCUUUUUUACUUGAUCGUGUCGUAUAGCAUAUAUCAUUUUCCUUUGAAGUUAUGUUGAGUGCAAAGAAAUAUGGCAUACACACCGUUUCCGUUAUAGAAUAAAGCAAAAAGUUCACUGCAUUAGCAAGAAAC
This is a messenger RNA of Anopheles nili, 2778 nucleotides long. RefSeq lists its product as uncharacterized. Bases 1 to 945 code for a protein of 314 amino acids. The record is from RefSeq and is a predicted model, not a curated record. NCBI's taxonomy places the organism in Eukaryota, Metazoa, Arthropoda, Insecta, Diptera, Culicidae. The transcript is spliced from 4 exons.